Molecule: messenger RNA, 953 nt
Organism: Nilaparvata lugens (brown planthopper)
Lineage: Eukaryota; Metazoa; Arthropoda; Insecta; Hemiptera; Delphacidae
Exons: 2
Coding region: 102-635 (177 amino acids)
Source: RefSeq, a predicted model, not a curated record
AACUUCUAUUUUUCCAUUAAAAGUCAAUUAAAUGAACACAUUAGCACAUAUACGACCUCGACAGUGGUUCAACGCUCUUGUUUGCAGAUGAUACAUCAUUGAUGUCAUCUGGCCGUGACCUUCAGCAGAUGUUGGAGAUGUCAGCUGAACAUCUGCAGUCUUCAACUUCAUGGUUCCUGGCAAACCGAUUCCAGUUGAAUGCAAACAAGACCCAGCAUGUCAUCUGCAGCUUGUCAAGAAACCUUCCUGGUGAUCAAGACCCUGUCAAGCUGUUGGGUUUUGUUCUGGACAAUAAACUCAACUGGACCAGCCAUAUUCAGCAUGUGACCACAAGACUGUCCAGAAUUUGUUUUCUGCUGCUGAAGCUGAGAGGUCAUGUGACUGAGGCCUAUUUAGUCAUGGUGUAUCACGCGCUCUUCCACUGUCACGUUUCCCCACUCAUGUGGGGUCAUUCAGCAAAGUUUGUGGACAUACUGAAGCUGCAAAAACGGGCUGCCCGAAUCAUCAUCAUCACCGCUAGCGAUUAUUGCGCACACUGCAAGCCCCUUUUUGUUAGACUUGGUAUUCUGCCACUUCGUACUUCUCUGUCUAAUGUAUGUCAAGAAGAACCAGCAGUACAUGUUGACUCGGACUGAUGUGCAUGAACAUGACAUCGAGUGCUGAUUGAUAUUCCGCCUUCAGAGAUCACAGGUGAGCUUCAGGAGUUCGGCAUUGCGAUACUUCAAUAGGCUACCUACAGGAGUAAAACAGUUGGAUUCAAGAGCGUUCGAGAGAGUUGUAUCCAAGCACUUGAAAAGCAAGGUGUACUACAGUGUUAGUGAAUAUAUGAGUGAUGAUUGUCGGAAUUGCUGUCUUGCUAAACAUUCCUUAUGUAUGUUUUUGUUUUUUGUGUAUUGUAUUUUAUGUUUUUGACGCCAUCGAUCCCAUAUUAUGGGUAAAGGAUGCAGAUUUAG